UCAAAAUGGUAGACGGACCGAUUUGCUCAGGACAUCAUGUUAUGUAUUUAAAACUUUAGAAAAUUGGGUCAGGAGGCGCCUUUUGAUUGUCAAUGUCAUCCAGUAGUUGUUAUGCAAGGGACGGGAUAAAGAAAGAUUUUUCCAACGACAAACAGGCAGAAGACAAGAAUAGAGCUAUCAUCUGGAGCAACUCGUGGCCAUGGCUUCUCCAGGAUUAGAAUCCUUCUGUUGUCAGAACUUGUCCGCAUAUUACCCACGCCCUGAUGGUCAUAGUAUAAAACAAGACAGUUUUCAAACAAAUGGAUACAAUGCUAUUUGCAUUUUGUCAUCAUUGUGCAGUAUCGUGGGUGCAUUAUUCUUGAUAUUUUCUUGUAAGAAUUGUCGUGACACAAGACCAGCUGAUGUUGGCAGACGGCGAUUGGACCCUUCCAUCCCGCCAGGGUAUUCAAAGAGAAUUAUUGCAUGGCUGGCUGUUGCAGAUCUUUUAGCGUGUACAGGUAUUUUGGUUAGGGCUUUGGUGUGGCUCAUUGACCCUGAUGAGGAAGACCAUGUUAUUGAAGAUGGCAACCUCGAUUUUGCUCACAUCUUUUGUGCUAUUUCUUCUGGUUGGAUCCAGUAUUUCUACCUCUCAACGUACAUGUGGACAUUCUGUUAUGCUUUAGAUAUAGUGUUUAUGGUCAAGAACAAACAAAGUCGCCAGAUUCUCUAUCAUAUCUUAGGAUGGGGAGUGUCCGGAUGUCUGUGUCUGGCAGGAAUAAUACCCUUGUAUUAUCCAUCUCUCUUGAUGUGCCAGUAUGAUUUACUCAACACAGUGCCACACUUCCUCUCGUAUUACAUUCCCUUGGUCUUUGUGAUGAUAACCAAUCCGCUGCUCUACAUAUAUGCAUCGAAAUUGGUCAAAGGUCUGGUGAGCGGUCGAUCCGGACGUUACACGGAUAGUGAACGGUCAAUAGUCGUUCGGAUACGAGAAAAAUUCUUCCUGAUUAUGCUCGUGUUUUAUGUCUGCUGGUUAGUAAAUGUGAUAAAUGGAAUCUUGCUGAUAUUCAAACACCAAGUCAGUAGUGGUGUAUUUGUUGCACUCUGGAAUGCUAUGGCUGUUCUCAACCCACUGCAGGCUGUGCUGAAUACAUUAGUCUACAAAGGCAUUGCUGGAGGUAUUUGCAGGAACCGACAGCACACGGCAAACUCUCAUAUCAACAGCCAUCACAAUUCGACCACCAGGAAUGAAUUUGCUCGAAGUUUCAAUUACUCCACAGACAAUGAAACAUCCCCUUUGCUCAACUUUAGGAGGUAACCAUGGAAACGAAAGUGGGCGUAAUAUACGUCUUUUCUUCAGAUCAUCAGUUGUUCAGAAGAUGCUAGGACAGUUCUUGUGACAUCUGCUUACUAUUAUAGAUUACAUGUAAAGCUUCAAUGCAUCACAGCUGAAUAUAAUAAGACAUGCAUCAUCUUGCAGAGAAUUGUACUGAUUAGGCCAUCGGUAGAAUUUGGAUUUGCUGACAUUAUUGCACCAUCUUCUCAUCUGUGUAUGAUAUUGAUGGGUUGUAUAAGAAAAUUAAAAGCAUAUUUGGUAGUAAAGUACUAGUAUUAAGAUCAAAUAAAAAUGCUAUAGUCUUGAUACAUUCUCUCUAUAGUAUGCUAUGUAUUAUUGAUAAGGAACUAUAUUGCAAAUAUACUCAUAAACUGUGCAUUGUGAUAUUUCCACAGCUGAGAAUUUCGUUUCUGGGAAAGUAUUGGUACCAUUGCCUGUGAUGUCAGGGUACUGAUGGGUCAUAAAAAAAUUAACGAUAUAAUAUGUGCUAGUAAUUUACUGAUAUCAAGACCCUGGUGAAUCAAUGUCACAUCGAGCCGCAGACAUUCGCUAUUGAUGAGGUACUGCAUUCCUGAUAUACUCAUAUACAUGUGCUGCUCAUUGUGAUAUUUCUACUGCAGAGAAAUAGUUUUCUGAAAAAGUAUUCGUGCCAUUGCCUGUAAUUUUAGGAUACUUGAUUGAUGCUUUUUGACAACUUAUGUUAUAUUGUGUAUAUGAACAACCCAAGUCUUCCACAGAGGCCAUGGACCAAAUCAAAAAGCGGCUUUUAAAAAUUCAUGACUGCAUUUUUAAAAAAGCUAGCUACAUUCCUGUAGCUUUAAUCAUAAAGCUACUUGCAGUAUAUCUUUUGGUUGUUGACAAUGUGUUCACUGAUAAAGGAGAAGUUGUAGAUACAAACAUGUAAUUUCGAGUUAUCUGCAUCAUGUUAAAAUUUGUAAAUAUUUUUACCCAAGCAAUAAAUUUGGAAAAAACCAAA
Messenger RNA from Lineus longissimus, 2288 nucleotides. Its product is annotated as G-protein coupled receptor 143-like. The transcript has 8 exons. Lineage: Eukaryota; Metazoa; Nemertea; Pilidiophora; Heteronemertea; Lineidae. The coding region runs from base 200 to 1294 and encodes 364 amino acids. Gene Ontology annotation, molecular function: L-DOPA binding; dopamine binding; L-DOPA receptor activity. Gene Ontology annotation, biological process: cell surface receptor signaling pathway; melanosome organization; G protein-coupled receptor signaling pathway. The record is from RefSeq and is a predicted model, not a curated record. Gene Ontology annotation, cellular component: melanosome membrane; plasma membrane.